Molecule: messenger RNA, 1098 nt
Organism: Lathyrus sativus (Indian pea)
Lineage: Eukaryota; Viridiplantae; Streptophyta; Magnoliopsida; Fabales; Fabaceae
Source: the annotation of a GenBank genome assembly
AUGAGUUUGAGUGUGCCAUUCUCAAUCUCACUGCUAUUCUGGAUAUGCAUCUUCUCUUCUUCUUCUGCUGUUACAUUGAGUGGUGGAUGCAAUAAACCUGCGAUUCUAUUCGUGUUCGGCGAUUCCAACUCGGACACGGGUGGACUCGUUUCUGGACUCGGUUUCCCCGUCAAUCUUCCCAAUGGUCGCACUUUCUUUCACAGAUCCACUGGUCGUUUGUCCGAUGGACGACUAAUCAUCGAUUUUCUCUGCCAAAGUUUGAAUACAAGAUUUUUGACACCAUACUUGGACUCCUUGUCUGGAUCAACAUUCACAAAUGGAGCGAACUUUGCUGUAGUGGGAUCCUCUACCCUCCCUAAAUAUGUUCCUUUCGCUUUAAAUAUACAGGUCAUGCAGUUCCAGCAUUUCAAAUCUCGUAGCCUUCAACUCGCUACCUCUGGUACAAAAAAUAGGAUCACCGAAGAAGGCUUCCGCGAUGCACUUUACUUGAUUGAUAUUGGGCAAAAUGACCUUGCUGAUUCAUUUACCAAAAAUUUAUCAUAUGUGCAAGUCAUCAAGAAGAUCCCAACAAUUAUCACUGAAAUUGAGAAGGCUGUUAAGAGUUUGUAUAAUGAAGGUGGCAGGAAAUUUUGGCUUCACAAUACCGGACCCUUUGGCUGUCUUCCUAAAUUUAUUGCAAUGUCUGACAAAAAAGACCUUGAUUCAUUGGGAUGUAUUUCUAGUUAUAAUUCUGCUGCAAGAUUGUUUAACGAAGCACUGUAUCAUUCGAGUCAGAAACUAAGAACGGAAUUGAAGGAUGCUACCCUAGUCUAUGUUGAUAUUUAUGCCAUUAAGAAUGAUCUCAUCGCAAAUGCCACCAAAUAUGGUUUCUCGAAUCCGUUGCUGGUAUGCUGCGGCUAUGGAGGACCACCUUAUAAUUUCGACGUAAGAGUAACAUGUGGUCAACCUGGUUAUCAGGUUUGCGAUGAAGGAUCUCGUCUUGUGAGUUGGGAUGGAAUCCAUUACACCGAGGCUGCAAAUACAUGGAUAGCUUCUAAAAUACUUUCGACAGCUUAUUCCACGCCACGGUUACCUUUUGGUUUCUUCUGCAGGCACUGA